Molecule: messenger RNA, 1801 nt
Organism: Bufo bufo (common toad)
Lineage: Eukaryota; Metazoa; Chordata; Amphibia; Anura; Bufonidae
Product: uridine 5'-monophosphate synthase-like
Exons: 6
Coding region: 90-1490 (466 amino acids)
Biological process (GO): 'de novo' UMP biosynthetic process; 'de novo' pyrimidine nucleobase biosynthetic process
Molecular function (GO): orotate phosphoribosyltransferase activity; orotidine-5'-phosphate decarboxylase activity
Source: RefSeq, a predicted model, not a curated record
UGCUGGUCACGUGAUGUUGUGACGUCAGCAGGUCCUUUCGUUACCCUGGUGUUUGCGCUGAGGCCGAAAGUGCGGCGCACGUGGGGAAGAUGGAGCGUCUGGCGGCGGAGCUUCACCGGGUGCAGGCGCUGAAGUUCGGCAGCUUCACCCUGAAGAGUGGGGUCCUGUCCCCCGUCUACUUCGACCUGAGGGUGAUCGUGUCCUACCCGGCGCUGCUCAACCAGGUCGCGGAUCGCCUCUACCGGACGGCUCAGGAUGCGGGGGUGCAGUAUCACACGGUCUGCGGCGUUCCGUACACUGCCCUCCCCCUCGCCACCAUUAUUUGCGUGACUCACCAGUUACCGAUGCUGAUCCGCAGGAAAGAGGCCAAAGGCUACGGAACCAAGCGUCUGGUGGAGGGCGCCAUCACCCCCGGGGACACCUGCCUGAUCAUUGAGGACGUGGUGACGAGCGGCUCCAGCGUCCUGGAGACAGCGGAGGUGCUCCGACGGGAGGGGCUGCAGGUGACGGACGCCAUUGUGCUGGUGGACAGAGAGCAGGGCGGCCGGGAGAAGCUGGCGGAGAGCGGCAUCACGCUGCACGCCAUCUGCACCCUCAGCCAGCUCAUGGACGUCCUGCAGCAGCUUGGGAAGGUGGACGCAGAGACGGUGGAGAACGUCCGGAGGUUUAUAGCGGGGAGUAAGGUGAGCGCACCAGUCCAGGCCCCCUGCAGCGCCCUCAGCUACUCCACCCGCGCCGCCCUCCCCGACACUCACCCUAUGGCUCAGCGGCUGCUCCGCCUGAUGGAGAAGAAGCAGAGUAACCUGUGCGUGUCAGCCGACCUUACGGACUGUGCGGAGCUGCUCCUGCUGGCUGAGGAGCUGGGACCCUCCAUCUGUAUGCUGAAGACCCACGUGGACAUCCUGAGUGACUUCACCCCCGAUGUCUCCUCCCGUCUCCGAACGCUCGCUGAUCAGCACGACUUUCUCAUCUUCGAAGAUCGCAAGUUUGCAGACAUUGGGAACACGGUGAAGCACCAGUAUGAGGGUGGCGUUUUCAGAAUCUCAUCGUGGGCUGAUGUGGUAAACGUCCAUGCUGUGCCAGGCCCCGGGGUGGUACAAGGUCUGCAGGAGGUGGGGGAGGAGCUGGGCAGGGGCUGCCUCGUGAUCGCCGAGAUGAGCUCCAAGGGGUCACUGGCUACUGGAGAGUACACCAAGGCGGCUGUGCGGCUGGCGGAGGAGUACCCCACUUUUGUGUUCGGCUUUAUCUCUGGAGGUAAAGUGAGUGAGCGGCCGCAGUUUCUGCACCUGACGCCGGGGGUCCAGAUGCAGCCGGGAGGAGAUUCUCUGGGGCAGCAGUACCAGACGCCACAUGAGGUCAUGAACAAGGGCUGUGAUGUCAUAAUCGUGGGCCGCGGUAUCCUUUCAUCUAACAAGCGGCUGGUGGCGGCGGAGAUGUACCGGCGGGCCGGCUGGGAGGCUUACGUGGCCAGGACUGGCGGGCGACCAUGAGUCCCUGCCGAUGGUCGCUAUCACGGAUGAGCGAAUCGACUUCGGAUGAAACAUCCGAAGUCUAUUCGCAUAAAUCUUUGUUCCAAUACUGUACGGAGCAGGAGAUCCGCACAGUAUUAGAAUGUAUUGGCUCCGAUGAGCCGAAAUUAUUGCUUCACUUCAUGCAAUGACUUCAUAAAUUAAUUUGUAUUGUAAAAAAAAACAUUUCCCAAACUCUGGUUCGGUUCUGAGGUACCACUUGGAACCCAAACCUGAGUUCGGUAAUUAUUUUUGUAUUUUUUUUUAUUAUUUUUUAAUGAAGUUCUAUAGUA